GUUGUGCCUUCCUAUUGGCUCAUUCUGGGAAAACGAGGGGCGGGACUCGUGCGAAGCAGUGCGCUCAGGAAGACGUCCGUCGUAGUGACUGGAUUCUUCGCGGCCUAUAGGAUUGUUUCAUAACAACUAAUGAAAAAGGAUGAAAGCUCUUAAUUAGAGAGCGCUGUUGGACAGGAAACAGGAGACCUGAAUUGAGAGGAGCAAUGGCUUACUCCAGCUACAGCAGCCUGAGCCGGGCUCAGCUUACCUUUGAGUACCUGCACACAAAUUCGACAACCCAUGAGUUCUUAUUCGGAGCCUUGGCUGAGCUUGUGGACAACUCAAGAGAUGCCAGUGCCACACGGAUAGACAUCUACACAGAAAAAAGAUCCGAGUUGCGUGGUGGUUUCAUGCUCUGUUUUCUGGAUGACGGUAUUGGGAUGGACCCGAUGGAGGCAACCCAUGUGAUUCAGUUUGGAAAGUCAAGCAAAAGAUCCCCAGAGUCCACUCAUAUUGGCCAGUAUGGAAACGGACUGAAAUCGGGCUCAAUGAGGAUUGGAAAGGACUUCAUCUUGUUCACAAAGAAAGAAAACACUCUAACUUGUCUUUUCCUGUCGAGAACAUUUCAUGAAGAAGAAGGACUUGAUGAGGUAAUAGUGCCUCUCCCCUCUUGGGAUCUGAAAACCAAGGAGCCACUGACCUCUGAUCCUGAGAAAUAUGCCAUAGAGACCGAGCUCAUCUUCAAAUACUCACCUUUUAAAAAUGAGCAUCAGCUGAUGGAGCAGUUCAACAAAAUAGAUAGCAGCAGCGGCACUCUGGUGGUCAUCUAUAACCUGAAGUUGAUGGACAAUGGAGAUCCAGAGUUGGAUGUAGAGACUGAUCACCAGGACAUCCUCAUGGCUGGGACGCCUCUGGAAGGAGUGAAGCCAGAAAGGAGGUCGUUCAGGGCCUACACCGCCGUUUUAUACAUCGAUCCACGCAUGAGGAUUUUUAUCCAGGGCCACAAAGUCCGGACUAAGAGACUGUCCUGCUGCCUUUAUAAACCAAGGGUGUAUAAAUAUACAUCGACCCGUUUCAAAACGCGUGCUGAACAAGAAGUGAAGAAAGCAGAUCAUCUUUCAAAAAUCGCCGAGGAGAAGGCCAGAGAGGCAGAGAGUAAGCGCGUAGCUAUGGAAGCUAGAUUAGGAGACGACUUGUCAAAAGAAUCAAGGACGAUUCUGAGAAAAGUUCAGGAUUCAGCCAUGAUGCUGCGAAGAGAUGCCGACAUAAGAAAAAGGAAUCUCGAAGCCAAACAGAAAGCAUUGAAAGAACCCAAGGACUUAAGUUUUAUUUUUGGAGUAAAUAUUGAACAGAGGGACCUGGAUGGGAUGUUUGUGUACAACUGCUCUCGUCUCAUCAAGAUGUAUGAGAAGACGGGGCCUCAGCUGGAGGGAGGCAUGGCUUGUGGUGGUGUAGUUGGAGUUGUCGAUGUCCCGUACUUGGUUCUAGAGCCGACUCACAACAAGCAAGACUUUGCAGACGCCAAAGAGUACCGACACUUACUGAAAGCCAUGGGGGAGCAUCUAGCUCAGUACUGGAAGGACACAAAUGUUGCCCAGAAGGGCAUUGUGAAGUUCUGGGAUGAAUUUGGAUAUUUAUCUGCCAGCUGGUCUGCACCUCCUUCAUCAGAACUGAGAUACAAGAGGCGUCGUGCAAUGGAAAUACCACUUACUAUUCAGUGUGAUAAAUGUUUGAAGUGGAGAACGCUGCCUUUCCAGAUGGAUGCCGUGGAUAAACGCUACCCCGACAGUUGGGUGUGUCUCAUGAACCCUGACAGCACUCAGGACAGGUGUGAUGCUCCUGAACAGAAACAGAACCUGCCCUGUGGUACUUUGAAAAAAGAAAAACAAACAGCUGAAGACAAAAAGAAAGAAUUAGCAGAGAAAAUCAAACAGCAGCAGGAGAAACUUGAAGCCUUGCAGAAAACAAGCACAAUAAAAUCUGCAGCAGAUAUCAAGAAACUCCCGCUGGUGGUCAGCAGUAAACCGACAGAGACCUCCUCGCUGCCAACGAGGUCUUCUGAACGGUCUGCAACUCGCCCACGCUCUCCACCACUCCCAGCUCAUCUAAAAAAUGCCCCAAGUCUGCCUCCGACACGUGCAGCUUCUCAGCGACCCAGCCGAGCUUCGGCACCACCACCACCACCUAAGGUUGAGCCAUCCAGGUCCAGAGUUGCAGCAAAGCCUGCACCCAAAGCUGCUGAAAAAACACCCCUGUCCACCCGCAGCUCCCGGGCCUCCACCAAAGCAUCGCCUGUCAAACCUACAGCUGUUGGACAGCGAAAAAGAAUAAUUGAAGAAGAGGAGAGUGAUGAAGAGGAGGAAGAAGAAGAAGAGGAGGAGGAGGAGGAGGAAGAAGAAGACAGUGAUGAGGAAGAGGACAGUCAAGAAGAACCACUAACCAAAAAAUCCAAGAUGGCCACAGCUGCCAGUAACCGUGGUAAAAUGGUGGAGAAGGCCUCCCUUCUCAAACGUGCCAAAUUAGAUGAGGUUAAAACACACACUCAGCCUGAGAAGAAAGCGGUUUCUGCUUCUGCACCGCAACCAGCAACCCCACCGAGCUCUGUUAAAUCUAUUCCCACUCAGCAGCAAGUGGCUAAAGAAAAGACGCCUGAGAAAGCUCCUCAGAAGGAACCAGAGAACGACAUCAAAAAUGCUCAGAAAGAUAAGGGUCUGCUGGUUGAAGUACGUGUCAAUAAAGAGUGGUUCACUGGCAAAGUCAUUGCCGUGGAGACGAAUAAACAGGAUAUUCGCUGGAAAGUUAAGUUCGACUACGUACCCCGAUCUACUCCCAAAGAUCGAUGGGUUUUGAAGGGAAGUGAUGAAGUACGGUUGAUGCGGCCACCAUCUCCCAUCUCUCAGACGCCCGACACCCAACAGGAGGUAGAGAAAGGCCCGGCACCUAUGGAGCCAGACACUACUCAGCCUGGAACCAGUCGAGAGGUGACCGACAGCCUGGUUGCUAUGUUAAGGACAAUGUUGCGUUAUUUUUACCCUCCUGCCUUUCGGAUUCCAAAGGAUGAUGUUAACAGCAUGACAUCAGAGGAGUUGGUAGCAUUUCCUUUGAAAGAGUACUUUCAGCAGUAUGAAUCUGGUCUCCAGUCGUUGUGUAACUCCUACCAGAGCAGAGCUGAUGCGAGGGCCAAAGCAGUGGAAGAAAAGAACAACAGCGCUGAGCUCAAACUGAAGGAGGCUGAUGAGAAACUACAGAAACUACGGACUAACAUUGUAGCACUUCUGCAGAAAGUGCAAGAGGACAUUGACAUCAACACGGAUGACGAACUUGACGCCUACAUAGAGGACCUCCUCACCAAAGGUGAUUAAAGAAGACAAGAGGAGUUGGAGAUGAAGACUUUUCAGUGCUUGCAGUUAACUCCCCUAGUAUCCAUGUUUAAGAGCACUGGGCAGUGAAUAUUUGAAAAUGUUUUUAUUUCCUAUUCCCUCCACUCAGUAAAUCAUAAGUAUGAUCAUUUCUACACUGCUAUGAUUUUAUGAUCUUGUGCUUUUUCUUUUAGCCUUUUUAUAUCCCUCCUCAUAGUCUUUGUUUAUCUGUUUAAAACAUGCUAUUCUGAUUCACAUUUGUGUUUUUGUGUAGGUUAACUUUUGUUUCCUUUUAUAUAUUCAGUUACUGUGAUAAGCUACAGUUGGUUCUCCUUGUGUUAUUAAAAAAACUCUUAAGGGGAAACAUUGCAAGUCACCUAAUAUUUGGAUUUAACUGGUUUUUGCUGUUUCCCACAACAGUAAUUUUUAUUUUUGUACACUAAAGAAAGUCAGUGUUGCUAUUUAUCAUUGUCCAUCUUUGGUUUGCAAACCAAGUAAAUCUUUAUGUAUAUGAACCUGCAUUUGCGAGUAAAGGUGACUUGCUGGGAUUUUUCAAAAUCGGUGGUCCUCGGAAUGUCAUCAACAUUUAGAACAGCAGUUAUGUCAUUCUUUGUAAAUCUGUGUGUUAGUACUUGGUGCCCGUGUCUUUUCUUUUUGGAAUAAAUUAAUAAUACAUGCCAUGGCAAUGUUUUAACAAACAUGCAUGCUUAGUUUUGUUCCGAUUGGAACAAAUUAUUCUGUAUUUUUGACAAAUCUUUACUUAAAACAAUAAAUCUGUUCAACACCGUU
Nothobranchius furzeri (turquoise killifish) is the source of this 4127-nucleotide messenger RNA. RefSeq names its product MORC family CW-type zinc finger 2 (gene morc2). The record is from RefSeq and is a predicted model, not a curated record. NCBI's taxonomy places the organism in Eukaryota, Metazoa, Chordata, Actinopteri, Cyprinodontiformes, Nothobranchiidae. Gene Ontology annotation, molecular function: zinc ion binding. Gene Ontology annotation, cellular component: nucleus.